AUGAAGAUGCACAUAUUGAGAAGAUUUUCUGGAUGUGGCCUUAAAACUACGUCUAGAGCAUACCAUUUACUUCCUCAGGGUGCCCUACCUUAUAUCGGAGGUGAGUUCUUGAUAAUCGCAUUGCGUCUAUUUAGUGCCUCCCCAGGAAAAUGGGAAGCUGUGAAAUCAAGCAGCUUUUUCGAAGUUGUUAAUCCUUAUGAUGGUCGAGUGAUAUCCAAAGUAGCCAACUGCACGAUAGACGACGCUCAAAGGGUUCGGCUAAGUCUACAGCCGCAAUUUGAAGUACCCAAUUUUAAGGCAGUUGAAAGUGCGUUGGAAGGUCAUAAGACGUGGGCUAACGAUUACACUGCAAAGCAACGUGGCGCUGUUCUGCACGAAUGGUUCAACAUUCUUGGACAACGAGAGACGGAAUUGGCCACUCUGCUCACCAGAGAGCAAGGGAAGCCGAUCGCUGAAGCGCGUGGAGAAAUUCAGUACUCUGCAUCCUACUUCGACUGGUACGCUGGUGAAGCCAGGAGAAUCUAUGGGCAAGUUGUACCAGCCAUUGCGAAAAACAGAUUGCACUUGCACACGCGGGAACCGAUUGGUGUUGUCGCUUUGAUUUCUCCAUGGAAUUUUCCGACGGCCAUGAUUGCUCGAAAAGCAGCAGCAGCUCUAGCAGUUGGAUGUUCAGUUGUUGUGAAGCCAGCCGAAGAUACACCACUAUCCGCCCUGGCACUAGCGCAGACUGCUGAAGAAGCAGGAGUUCCACCUGGAGUUUUCAAUGUAAUAACUGCAGAUCGCACCCAAACUGCGGAGAUUUCCAAAUUUUUAUGCGAAUCAACAGAUGUGUCGGCUAUCAGUUUCACAGGAAGCACACCAGUUGGAAAGGUUGUUUAUUCUUUCUGAACAUUAUCACUGCGAAGAUUUCUGAAUAACAGAGCUUUUAGGGGGGCAUUUCCCCUUUCCGCGAGAAAGUUUGAGAUUCUUACAACAAUUAAAUUCAAUUCAUCGCUUUUGCCCCUCGGUGUUUGCAGACGCAAGACAAAAUUUCCUGAAAUUAGGUUUGAGUCUGCAAACACCGAGGGGGCAAGAGCGGUAAAUUGAGUAUUGAAUUCUAAUGGGGCUAUUCAGCGUAUGUUUGUUUUCCGUUUUUUUUUUCUUUUUUUUACAUCACUGAAUUGGAUUUUUUGACGAAAAAAAAACAAAAAAAACCAUUUUUUUUCACAGCCUGAAUAACCCCAUAAUAAGACAAUCAUGUAAACGGAGUUGCCUGAGUUUGCCGGCCUGGCCAGUCUGUCAUCUCCAAUGAAACCUAAAAAUUUAAUUCAAAGUUCAGUUGAAUGAAAAACUAAAUGACAAGAACUGCAAAUUUACUUUCGGCGCAGAGAUGGGCGCAGUGCCGGCAGAAUAGAAAUUUUUUCAAAAGUUAUCGGCCGACCGGCUAUCUGCGCCCAUCCUUGUUUCGGCAGACGAUGUUCUAUUAUAGGGGCACCGGACAGAAAGGGCGCGCUGUUCGCAAUCUGGCCGAAUUUCUAGGCCGCGAAGUAAUUUUCCACUGAAAACGUGGCCUAACUUUUCAAACUCGGCCCCGAGGUCGCCCAAUUCGCACAGCAAAAAGAGUUUCUCAACAGAGCGCCAUUUCUGUGCGGUGCCCCUAUAAUACCAAGGUUUUUAAAGUACGGAAGUUAUGAUACUAUCCAUGGAUAGUAUCAUGAUAGUGAUCACUGCUUUCAGUUACUUCUUGCUCAAUCAGCAUCAACUGUGAAACGUGUUUGUCUUGAGCUCGGCGGAAAUGCUCCAUUGAUUGUGUUCGACGAUGCUGACCUUGAUACAGCUGUCAACGUAAGAAAAUAAACACGACGCACUUUCAGCAAGUAACAUACACUGAAUGACUAUCAGAUUUUUGACUCCCAAACUUUUUUGACUGUACGAGAGAGUUGAGCGGAAGUAGAAUUUGAAAGCCCGGAAGACGACAAACGGCAGAAAUUUUUCUUGCGGAAGACGGCAGAAAUUUUUCUUGCGGAAGACGGCAGAAAUUUUUUUACGGAAGACGGCAGACGGAAGAAAAAGUGCACGGAAGACGGAAUUCCGCUCAACACUGACUGUACGACAACGUUUUAGUCAAAAACUACAUUGUUUUAAUUGAGUCUCGAACUCCCGCCUUUUUUGCGUGGGCCGUUUGCUUGACGCCUUUCCGAUGGAACACCAAAGGCCACUUGGCGACUUUCUCGUUUGGAACUCACUAUCAGUGUGAAUAGUCAAAACGUUUGUUGGUCAAAAAUCUGGUAGUCAUUCAGUAUUUACCGAAAAGCAAUAUCAUGUGCAGGGGAGAGCAUCACGAAGUGGAACUGACCGGAAUUGAACUGCUCCGAAAUAUAACUUCCCCGAAGAUAUUCUGUGGCAGUUCUAUUCCGGUCAGUUCCAUAAUAUUCUGUGGCAGUUUUAUUCCUGUCAGUUUCAUUUCGGGGCAGUUCCAUUUCGGCUAGUUCCAUUUCGGUCAGUUUCAUUCCGGGCACAGUUCCAUUUUGGGGCAGUUCUAUUCCUGUCAGUUUCAUUUCGGGAUGCUCUCAUACAGGGAACAAUGGCAACCAAGUUUCGUUGUUCUGGGCAAACGUGUGUGUCAGCAAAUCGGAUUUUUGUCCACGAAAAAGUUCAUGACGAGUACAUUGCGAAAUUAGCUGCAUCAAUGAAGGAAAAACUCGUUCUGGGAGAUGGAGCAGACCCCAAAACAACACAAGGCCCUUUGAUCAACCAAAAAGCCGUUGACAAGUGUGAACUUCUCCUGUCUGACGCUCUCGGCAAAGGUUCCGAACUGAUCUCUGGUGGAACCAGAGGAGAUCACGGAAGUUCUUAUCAACCGACCUUGAUAACUAAUGUGAAGCCGAACACAAACAUUGUAAAUACUGAAAUUUUUGGACCAAUUGUUGCUGUUCAAAAGUACAAUGAUUAUGAUGAAGUUCUGGCCGCGGCUAACAACUGCCGUGUCGGGCUUGCUGGCUACAUUUUCGGUAAAGACACCACACGUCUUCAACGUUUUUCUACAAAAUUGGAAGUCGGAAUGGUCGGCGUGAAUGAAGGUUGUUUUUUGAAUAAAAAUUUCAUAUUCCGAUUUAUAUCUUUAGGAUUAAUUAGCUGCGCUGAGGCUGCGUUCGGUGGUGUUAAAGAAAGUGGAAUCGGGCGUGAAGGAGGAGCUCAAGGAAUCGAUGAGUUCACUCAGUGGAAGUAUAUCUGUACUCAAUAUUAA
Molecule: messenger RNA, 3226 nt
Organism: Caenorhabditis sp. 36 PRJEB53466
Lineage: Eukaryota; Metazoa; Nematoda; Chromadorea; Rhabditida; Rhabditidae
Source: the annotation of a GenBank genome assembly